Molecule: messenger RNA, 4526 nt
Organism: Mercenaria mercenaria
Lineage: Eukaryota; Metazoa; Mollusca; Bivalvia; Venerida; Veneridae
Product: cholesterol 7-desaturase nvd-like
Exons: 6
Coding region: 536-1942 (468 amino acids)
Biological process (GO): chlorophyll biosynthetic process; cholesterol metabolic process
Cellular component (GO): chloroplast
Molecular function (GO): chlorophyllide a oxygenase activity; 2 iron, 2 sulfur cluster binding
Source: RefSeq, a predicted model, not a curated record
AACAAAUACACACGCUAAUACAUGUUUGUUACUUAUACGGGUAUAUAUUAUUAUACUCUAGUUAACGCGUUAAAUGUUCUUACUGAAUAAAAUAUUAGCGUGAAAGAUCGAAGUGAGUCCAGCGCAUUAUUCGUGCUUUGUGGAGUUACAUGCAAUGCCACUAGUUUCCGAUGCGGGAAUAGUAUAAUUAUACCGGUGUUUAACGGUUCAAAAAUCAAUUGCGAAAUAGGACACACUAAAUUUAUCUUAAAUAUUUCAGCGUUUGAAAUUGUUUGGAAAAAAAGAAAGUGUAAAGACCACGUGCUUUCUAUAUUGUUUCACGGAGACUUUCUGUUUUAUAGGAAAACGGAAAAUUAAAGUGUCGACUUAAAGUACUUCCGUUAUUUAUAUAACUGUGGACAUUAUUUCAAAACGUGCAUCGAUUUCUACUUUCAAUUUAACUUUGUGCUAUAAAGUAAAUGAUAGCAUAACUCAUCGUCAGGCGUUAGAUGUAGCAGUAAAUAUAAAUAGAUAACUAAGUUCACGUUAUUUAUUGAUGAAAAUGUCUUUGUUAAGCCGGAGUGUUAUUUUAUGUCUGUUUAUAUUGGCGGUUUCAGCUUCAUUAACCGAGAAGAUUUUGAAAAUACCGCUUUUUGAAGUUGGAGAAAUAUGGGUAAAUUCUGUGUACAAACUGAAUGAACGGUUAAUUAAUUAUUUAUGGGACAUUGUUGAUAUAUAUUCACCCGUAUUUUACUUGACAUUGUCUGUUUUCAUAUUUUCCGCUUAUCAGAUUUGGGGAUUGGUUUUCCGGCCUAUUAACAGAGUUCGAAUUUUAGGAGAUUUAGGUUACCUUCCCGACGGAAAAUUCACUAAAAAGGAAAUAGCAAAUAGCGUGAAGAAACGACGAGCUUUUGGUGACAUUCCGCCGAUAUAUCCAAACGGGUGGUAUGGAAUUGUUGAAAGCUGGAGACUUAAAAACAGAGACUCGACAAACGUUGCCGUUUUAGGUGAACAGCUAGCUGUGUUUAGAGAUGAAAAAGGAGACUCACACGUGCUGGACGCUUACUGUCCUCAUAUGGGAGCCAAUUUAGCGGUCGGAGGCCGGGUUGUUGGCGACUGCAUAGAAUGUCCAUUUCACGGAUGGAAGUUCAGGGGUCACGACGGAAAAUGCACGACAAUUCCGUACGCGGAGAAAAUCCCUGAAAUUGCCAGGGUUAAAGCAUGGACCAGUAUUGAAAUCAACGGCUGGAUCUACCUGUGGUACCAUGCUGAGGGUAUCGAACCUAACUGGACACCGCAAGAGAUAGAAGAGAUCGCAAAUGGCCAGUGGCAGUAUAAGGGUCGUACUGAACAUUUCAUUAAUUCACAUAUUGAGGAAAUUCCAGAAAACGGGGCGGACGUCGCUCAUCUCAAACAAGUUCAUCAACCGUUUAUCGCCGCUGGCAUUGAUUUGGUUGGCAUGUGGAACAAGUAUUUGAGCUGGGGUCAGCACAACUGGACAGCAGCUUGGACCCAGAUGCCUAGCCCUGAUGGACACAUAGGUUCCCUUAAGCUCACACAUGAUCUGACUUUCUUCGGCAUCAGUUUACCGUUUGUCUUCCUGAACGUCCAUGCUUUGCAGAUUGGACCUGGCAUCGUGUACCUUAAGUUUGACAGCUUCUUCGGUAAGGGCGUGUUUAUCCAGUCUCUAGUCCCUGUGGAACCUAUGGUCCAAAAACUGGUGCACAACAUUUACAUACACUGGGCGGUACCAAACUUCAUAGCAAAGUUUUUCAUGCUGGGAGAAUCUAUACAAGUGGAACGGGAUAUAAUGAUCUGGAAUAAUAAGAAAUACGAGGCAAAGCCGGUAUUUGCCAAAUCAACGGAGGACAGUUUGAUAGCCCGUCACAGACGCUGGUACCAACAGUUUUAUUCUGAACACAGUCCAAGACUGAAGUUCCAGAAAGACACGCUUGAUUGGUGAUGGACUAUAUAUUCUGAUUACAGUACAACAAGAAUCGCUCGACUUUUGACGAACGUUUUUUUCAUCCUGCUAGCCCGGGACCCUGAUAAUAUAUAACACAUUUUCCUGUAAUAGAAUAUUUUUAUACAUGGUAAUGGACCUCAUCAUCAUCAUCAUCAUCAUUAUCAACAACAACAACAAUAACAUCACGGUAAUUAUCGCCACUGGCAUUACUAGCAAUCAUCCUCAGUUAUUCACAUCAUCACCAUCAUCAUUUUAUCAUCAUUGUCUCCGUUGGCACAAUGUGUUUAGAUUUUUUCACAGAAUUCCAAACUUGACAUGUAUAAAGCGAGGUCAGACAGUUUAUUUUGCUCAAGCCGAAAUUCCGUAAAAUCAAUCUAGAUGUUAAAAAAACGUACACACAUUUUUGUGCUUACCAUCGUUUUUACUGCAUCCUUUCCAACAACGCUGUGAUAGAGUCAGUAUUAUCGCGUCAUGUACGCCGCGUCACAUGUACGCCGCCUUAUAUGUACGCCGCGUCACAUGUACGACGCGUCACAUGUACGCCGCGUCAUAUGUACGACGCGUCACAUGUACGACGCGUCACUUGUACGAUGCGUCACAUGUACGUCGCGUCAUAUGUACGCCGCGUCACAUGUACGACGCGUCACAUGUACGCCGCCUUAUAUGUACGCCGCGUCACAUGUACGACGCGUCACAUGUACGCCGCGUCAUAUGUACGACGCGUCACAUGUACGACGCGUCACAUGUACGCCGCGUCACAUGUACGCCGUGUUAUGUACGUGUCAUCAUCAUUGUGUAAAUCAAUCUCCCUAAACGGCAAUAUAUCCAUGCUAUUUGGUCUAUGGUGCAUAAAUAUGAAACAGUGUUCUGAAACCUUAAACAAGCUACACCAAUUAUAGUCAUUUUCAGUUUUUGCUACGUUGGUUCUCGGAAAUGAAAUCUCACACUGUGGGGAGUGGGAAUCCAAGCGGAUUGACUUAUGUUCUGUUAAGAUGAUUUAAAGUAUUAAGAGGGAGUGUAUGAUCCGCUUAUUAAACAUAAAACAACUGGCUUGACCUUACUUUGACAUUUGUACCGCCUUAUAUAAAUAUUAUAUAUAAAUAUUAUAUAUGUGCUAUAUUUAUUUGUACUUUUGUGCCGUGAAACACUUUCAUGAGUUGACUUUUAUGUAGCAAUAUUGAAAAAUCGUAAAAUCGUAGAAUUAAAAGAAAAUUGCAUAAUAAGCACUGAAAACCUUUAAAGCGACUCUUGCACACAUUUUAAUUAGUUGAAGGCAAUGAAAUCCUGGUGCUGUUAAAGUGAAAAGUGAUAUAAACCGAUUGAUGUAUGAUUUUUGCAAGGUAUCUGAAUAAAUAACCAAAACUAUUCUGCAGAAGGGAGUAAACCUUUGAAAUGUUUUUGAAAUUAUGGAAAACAGUCUUCUUGCUUUUCCCUUUAUCUUUUUUUUUCAGUGUAGUAUAUAAUUUUCUAUGGCAAAAUUGCUGGAAAUGAGCGUGUUGGAAAAUUUCACACACAGCUGUGGGCGAGUACCUUUAAAGUUAGAGGAAGGGGCCUCCGUGGCCGAUUGAUUUAGGUUGCUGACUUCGAAUCGUUUGUCUCUCACCAAUGUAGGUUUGAUCCGCAAUCAAGGCAUUGAAUUCUUCAUGCGAGGAAGCUAUCCAGCAGGCUUAUUUGUAAACGGAAGAACGGUGGUUCUAACCAGGUGCCCGCCCAUGAUGAAAUAAUGCUCGGAGGGGCACCUGGGGUCUUCCUCUACCAUCAAAGUUUGAAAGUCAUCAUAUGAACUACAACUGCGUCGGUGCGACUUUAAACAUAACAGCUAGAGCAAGUUUUAUAAGUUCGCUAUAAUUUUACAGAAAUUGUAGGUCUAGGGCAAAACCGUUAUUUUGCGUUUAAUGUAUAAGUCCUGCUGAAACGCUAACUCGUUAUUUUUAUUUUCAUUAUUUUUUUUUGUAAUUGCUCAAUUUGGCAGACCUAUUUUUUCGCUCGUUAUUCUUUGUACGACCGAUUAUUACCUGUAAAUCUUAUCUAGACAAUCUCUGAAGUGCCACGGACUGAAGUAUAUUUUCACCACGUGAUUAUUUUGGUAUUUCACGUGUUUAACACGUUUUCACGUGACCAUUUUGGUAUUUCAUGUAUUUUACACGGUUUCACGCGACCAUUUUUGUGUUUCAUGUAUUUUACACGUUUUUGCCUCAAAUAGUUUUACCAGCAAUCACAAAUGAAGAUGUUGCACUUUUUAUUUAUCAAACUUUAUAUGAAUGUUGCUCACGCUUAGCUUUUUAGCGUUUAGAAACAAUGCAAAGAUUGUUUGUUUAAAAAGUAUACAUGUAGGUAUUUUAGACGUUAUGACAUGUCAAAAGCACUCGAUCGCAGAUUAUUUUUGGUAACUACAUCUAUUUCGCGGAAAAAAAUACUUUGAAGCUGAUUGAACAAUACUAACUUGUUAAAUUUAUAAUUGGUUUACAAAUCAUUCCGGAUGUUAACUGUGUCUGGGUUUCCCUUUAGAUAUAUUUAUUACCAGUCAGUUUAUUAAGAAAGUACACACUUGAACAAUAGAGCGACACAUGUUCUUAUUUGA